This is a messenger RNA of Armigeres subalbatus, 1414 nucleotides long. RefSeq names its product putative trypsin-6. NCBI's taxonomy places the organism in Eukaryota, Metazoa, Arthropoda, Insecta, Diptera, Culicidae. Gene Ontology annotation, molecular function: serine-type endopeptidase activity. The coding region runs from base 51 to 1307 and encodes 418 amino acids. The transcript is spliced from 3 exons. The record is from RefSeq and is a predicted model, not a curated record. Gene Ontology annotation, biological process: proteolysis.
UGGUUUGCAAAAUCCUUUCACUUCACUUUGUGCUGGAAAACCGAUCCAAAAUGGUGCUUUUACUGAAGUGCUCUCGAAAGGUUGGGCUAUUCGCUCUGCUGCUUCUUCUCUCCAUCUUCUCCGUAUCGGCACAGUGGGGUAAUCAGCAACCGCAGCAGCCCCCACAAGGACAGCAGCAUCCGCAAGGACAACCGCAGCAGCAACCAGCCGGAUACUAUCCACCGAACCCACAAUCGCAGAAGAAUCCUCAAGAUGGCUAUUACGUGAUCUCCUAUCCGCAAGAAACGCAAGGAAAUCCUCAGCAGUAUCCUCCGGGCCAAGGUGGCCAGGGUGGCCAGGGCGGUUCUUCCUAUCCAAGUCCCGGAAUGGGCGGAUCAGACAACGACGAUCAGCAACAGGAGUGUACUGACCGCGCAACAAUGGUCGUCGGUGGCACGAGUGUUCAGUGGAACGAUGCUCCGUUUAUGGCGUCAUUGAGGGACAUUGCAAACGAUCGGUACAACAACUUCGGCAAUGGUCACUUUUGCGGAGGAAUCCUGAUUAGCCCGUAUUUCGUGCUUACCGCGGCUUCUUGCAUUGCGAACCGUAUGCCCGGCGAUAUUGGAGUCGUCGUAGGCACCCUAAACCGGCGAAAGCAAGCUUCCUUUACGCAGUUGAUGUUUGUUCAAAAAAUGAUCCCCCAUCCGUCGUACACUUUCCUAACUGGGGGUCACGACAUCGGGGUGAUUUUACUCAAGACGUCUGCUUUUGUGGGUGCACGUGUUAGGCUCGCCUCUCUUGCCUACCAGGAUCCCCGUCCCGGAAGCGAAUGUUCGUUGUAUGGAUGGGGAAAAACAACGCCAAAUGGGCAGCACUAUUCGGACUGUCUUCGUAAGGCUAUGGUGUCCAUACAAGAUCUAGAGGAAUGCAAGCGUAACUUCGAAAGAGUAAACAUAAAGAUCCCCCCAUCUGUGUUCUGCGCUGGGUUCUUCGGUGGAGGAUCAGAUGUAUGCCAAGGAGAUAUUGGCGGUCCGGUGGUUUGUGAUGGCAACUUGCAAGGAAUUAUCAACAAUAAAGUUGGAUGUGGAGACAAAUCUGUUGGCAAGAUUUAUACCAACGUCUACAGCUUCCGGAGCUGGAUCGACUACACGAUUAACCUUUUGAAGAGUGAGUUUGAGCAUGUCUAUCCCGAGGGAUCGCUGGAUAUGAGAAGUGCAGCACGACAGGAUGCAGCCGCAACGGAUAAACCACAGUCGUCCGGUGUUGCUGAAAAGUGUUUAUCAAUUGGACUAGCUCUCAUAACUGGUGUGUUACUAUUGUUGGCUUGAAGUUGAUUUCCCUCAAUUAAUAGAUAAAGAUUUUUUCUGGAUUUCUGUGCGAUAAACAGCUUUGAGUAGUAACAAUAAAAUUCAUGCUUUAGUGUUGUUUGAAAAAA